AUGCCUGGUGUCAUACCUAGUGAAAGUAAUGGGCUUUCAAAAGGUAGCCCAUCCAAAAAAAAUAGACUUUCCUUGAAGUUUUUUCAGAAAAAGGAAACUAAGAGAGCCUUGGAUUUCACAGAUUCUCAAGAAAAUGAAGAAAAGGCUUCUGAAUAUAGAGGAUCUGAAAUUGAUCAAGUUGUUCCUGCAGCACAGUCCUCACCUAUAAACUGUGAGAAGAGAGAAAACUUGUUACCAUUUGUGGGACUGAAUAAUCUCGGCAAUACUUGUUAUCUUAACAGUAUACUUCAGGUAUUAUAUUUUUGUCCUGGUUUUAAAUCUGGAGUGAAGCACUUAUUUAACAUUAUUUCAAGGAAGAAAGAAGCCCUGAAAGAUGAAGCCAAUCAAAAAGAUAAGGGAAAUUGUAAAGAAGAUUCUUUGGCAAGUUAUGAACUCAUAUGCAGUUUACAGUCCUUGAUCAUUUCAGUUGAACAGCUUCAGGCUAGCUUUCUCUUAAAUCCAGAGAAAUACACUGAUGAACUUGCUACUCAGCCAAGGCGACUGCUUAACACACUCAGGGAACUCAACCCUAUGUAUGAAGGAUAUCUACAGCAUGAUGCACAGGAAGUAUUACAGUGUAUUUUGGGAAACAUCCAAGAAACAUGCCAACUCCUAAAAAAAGAAGAAGUAAAAAAUGUGGUAGAAUUAUCUACUAAGGUAGAAGAAAAACCUCAUCAGAAGGAGGAAAUGAGUGGUAUUAACACCACAGAGAUGGACAGUAUGAGGCAUUCUGAAGACUAUAAAGAAAAACUCACAAAAGGAAAUGGGAAAAGAAAAAAUGACAUUGAAUUUGGUAACCUAAAGAAAAAAAUUAAAGCCUCUAAGGAACACCAGUCACUGGAAGAGAACCAGAGACAAACCAGAUCAAAAAGGAAAGCUACAGGUGAUACAUUAGAGAUUCCUUCUAAAAUAAUCCCCAAGUAUGUUUCUGAAAAUGAAAGUUCAAGACCCUCACAAAAGAAAUCAAGAGUUAAAAUAAAUUGGUUAAAGCCUGCAACUAAGCAACCCAGCAUUCUUUCUAAAUUCUGUAGUCUGGGGAAAAUAACAACAAACCAGGGAUCCAAAGGACAGUCGAAAGAAAAUGAAUAUGAUCUUGAAGAGGACUUGGGGAAGUGUGAAAAUGAAAGCACAACUAAUGGUUGUGAACUUGAAUCUCCAGGGAAUAAUGUUAAGUCCGUUAAUGUUAAUGAAGUUAAGCCCAUAAACAAAGGUGCAGAGCAAAUUGGUUUUGAGCUAGUAGAGAAAUUAUUUCAAGGUCAGCUGGUAUUAAGGACUCGAUGCUUAGAAUGUGAAAGUUUAACAGAAAGAAGAGAAGAUUUUCAGGACAUCAGUGUGCCAGUACAAGAAGAUGAGCUUUCCAAAGUAGAAGAGAGUUCUGAAAUUUCUCCAGAGCCAAAAACAGAAAUGAAGACCCUGAGAUGGGCAAUUUCACAGUUUGCUUCAGUGGAGAGGAUUGUAGGAGAAGAUAAAUAUUUCUGUGAAAAUUGCCAUCAUUAUACUGAAGCCGAACGAAGUCUUUUGUUUGACAAAAUGCCUGAAGUUAUAACUAUUCAUUUGAAGUGCUUUGCUGCUAGUGGCUUGGAGUUUGAUUGCUAUGGUGGUGGACUUUCCAAGAUCAACACUCCUUUACUGACACCUCUUAAACUGUCACUAGAAGAAUGGAGCACAAAGCCAACCAACGACAGCUAUGGGUUAUUUGCAGUUGUGAUGCACAGCGGCAUUACCAUCAGUAGUGGGCAUUACACUGCUUCUGUUAAAGUCACUGACCUUAACAGUUUAGAACUAGAUAAGGGAAAUUUUGUGAUUGACCAAAUGUGUGAAAUCGGUAAACCAGAACCAUUGAAUGAGGAGGAAGCAAGGGAUGUGGUUGAAAAUUAUGAUGAGGAAAUGUCAAUUAGAGUCAGUGGAAAUACACAGCCAAGCAAAGUUCUGAACAAAAAAAAUGUAGAAGCUAUUGGACUUCUUGGAGGACAAAAGAGCAAAGCAGAUUAUGAGCUGUACAACAAAGCAUCCAAUCCUGAUAAAGUUGCCAAUACAGCAUUUGCUGAAAACAGAAAUUCUGAGACUAACAGUACUAAUGGGACUCAUGAAGUUGAUACAAACAAGGAAUCCAGUGACCAAACAGGCCUUAACUUUGGUGGAUUUGAGAACAAAAUUUCAUAUGUAGUGCAAAGUUUAAAGGAGUAUGAGGGAAAGUGGUUACUUUUUGAUGAUUCUGAAGUGAAAGUUACUGAAGAGAAGGACUUUCUGAAUUCUCUUUCUCCUUCUACAUCUCCUACAUCUACUCCUUACUUGCUAUUUUAUAAGAAAUUAUAG
Puma concolor (puma) is the source of this 2355-nucleotide messenger RNA. RefSeq names its product ubiquitin specific peptidase 1 (gene USP1). Lineage: Eukaryota; Metazoa; Chordata; Mammalia; Carnivora; Felidae. Gene Ontology annotation, biological process: regulation of DNA repair; protein deubiquitination. Gene Ontology annotation, cellular component: nucleus; cytosol. The record is from RefSeq and is a predicted model, not a curated record. Gene Ontology annotation, molecular function: cysteine-type endopeptidase activity; cysteine-type deubiquitinase activity.